This is a messenger RNA of Spea bombifrons (plains spadefoot toad), 1315 nucleotides long. RefSeq names its product endosome associated trafficking regulator 1 (gene ENTR1). NCBI's taxonomy places the organism in Eukaryota, Metazoa, Chordata, Amphibia, Anura, Pelobatidae. The transcript has 8 exons. Gene Ontology annotation, biological process: regulation of cytokinesis; positive regulation of protein localization to cilium; positive regulation of cilium assembly. Bases 229 to 1278 code for a protein of 349 amino acids. Gene Ontology annotation, cellular component: recycling endosome; centrosome; ciliary basal body. The record is from RefSeq and is a predicted model, not a curated record.
CUGGUUCCUUCUACCCUGAAAGCUCCAUGUGCAGCCCCCCUCUGCAGGAUUACCCACCCUGACUGCACAGCCCACUAAUUACCCCCAGAGGGGUAACUCAGAAAUCAUAAUCAGCCCAUAAUUACAGCCCUCCCUGAAGAUAUGUAGCUUUCCUUUGCCCAUCUGCCCCUGACAGCUACUCUCCUUCACUCCUUCCUGGUGCCUUAUUGCCCCUGAGAAGACAGAGGCAUGUCAGGGUUCUGCAAGCACCCCCAUGCCAAAGCCAACAGUCUCAUCACUGAAGAUGACGCCAAAGUCGAAGUUCAGGAAGAAACCAACCCGUUCUCCUUUAAGGAGUUUGUGAAAAGCAAGGCGCGUCCGGCGGCCACCAUAACGCAAUGUGACGGGGGGUAUCCCAAGCGGAUUCCCGAGUCCUGCGGACGCUCGGGUUUGAAAUACGAGGAGACUUUCUUCAAAGAUCCCACCGUGAUUGAAAACCUAGUGGAUGAAGAAGAAGAUGAUGAUGAUGACGAGGAGGAGGAGGAGGAGGAGGACUGGAGCACGAGUUAUCACCCCUCGGUUAUUGAGCAUACCCAUAACCCCAAGCCUUACUCUUUGCCCUUCGCGGGGUAUGAUGAGUCUUAUAACUACAGCGACGUGUCUGCGGGAGAGCCGUUUAACGCCCAGCGCCUCCACGGCCGCGUCUCUCCUUCCUCGGAGGGAUGUCCGUCCCAAAUAGAACCCCUUCUGGACUCCACAAGCAAUUCCGUCGAUGAUCUUCGCUUCCAGACUCUGCAGAUAAACUACGAAGAGGUCCAAGAAGAAAAUUCCUGUCUGAAAAGACAAAUCCUCGAGCUUACAGAAAGAAACAAAAUUCAAACUGAGAAGGUCAAACAUCUGGAGUGGAGGCUGGAAAGAAAAAUCCUGGAGGAACAGAAGGAAGCUCAGGAUCUGGAGUCUAUGGUUCAGCAAGUGGAGAAAAACCUACAGACCAUGACGAAAAGAGCUGCCAAGGCGGAGGGUAACGUCACCAAGUUAAAGCAAGAAGUGGCCCUUCUUCAGGUCCAGCUGAACACGUACAAAGCGGAGAACGAAGCCCUGCGGCGGGGAGAGACGGCAGCUAUGAACACCGUGAAGCACAACGCCAGCCUGGCCUUGGAAAAUCUUCACAAAGUCGUCAGCGGUGCUCAGUCUUCCAUAAAGCAGCUGAUGUCAGGAGCCGAAUCCAUGAACCUCGUAGCCGAACUCCUCCGAUCUAUUGACCGAAUUGCCGAAGUCCAUGAGAACGACGUGCCGUGAAGCGCCUCGAAACAUCUCCAGCACCGUGUGAUCCUCG